AACUCAAAGCAAGGACGUGAAAACUUACAAUAACUCUGUCUGUAGGGUUAGCAAAUAUGUCAAAAGUUGGUAUUUUGAAUAGUAGAAUUAGCAUGUGUGUGUACAGAUUUAGGUGUUGAUUUUUAUAAUUACGCACGUGCGAAUACUCAGUCCUGAGAGUUCUCAAAGAGCUCGCUGUCUUUCCAAGUAGUCGAUGCCAAACCAGUCCAGCUGCUGAGUUUGUGUUCUUGGCUUAUGCACCUCAAAGUACUCAGGUAGUUGCCGGAAAUGGAAAGUGGUCCAUUCAGUCGAAGGUCCUGGGCAUCGCAGUCCUUGCGUGUCACUGCGAAGGAGCUGUCACUGGUCAGUGGUCGAGGGAAAAGCAAUGCCAUUGCUGAACGCUUCUCCAAGUACCAGAGAGCUGCUGAGGAGUCAAGUGCAGAGAAGAAAAAAGGAUCUUUUGAGAGUGCGUCACCCUCCCUGCGGUCAAGCAACCUGAGUGCUCUGAAGAAGCGCUGGGAGCAGGCCGGGAACACUGAUCACAAGAAGCCUUCUUCCAACCCAUCUCUUAUCCAGCCCAGCUCACGCUGCACACCUCUCGCCCAGACCAGGCCGACUCCUAUCAGCGAACACCCGCCUCCACUGAAGAGCCCUGACCUGCUGACCGCUCAGGAAAGUCAACGUACAGCCAGCUGUGCCAAGCAGCCCCCAGAAUCAACUCCAGCAGGUGAAGAACAGAGAGGGAUGGACAGGGAUGAGCUGACACACAACGAAAGACCUGAAAAGCUUGAAGAGCAACUUCCAACUAGCCCCCGUGCCUCCUAUGAAAAACCCAGAGUGCCACUAAACAACCUGAAGAUGAGGUUCGAGAAGGGAGAGGACAAUACAGGAAAGAGUGGCAGAACAACACUACGCAGUACUUCAUCAGAGGAUAUGGACCAACCAAGUGGUCUGUCGGUGUCUGACAGGGUCUUGGAGAAGACAUCACUGAGGGAGAAGAUGGCAAAGUACCAGGCUGCUGUUUCCAAACAAGGCCCCACACAAGCUAGUCUGGCUCCAGAGGUUCCUACCCCAAAAACAUCAAAUCAGAAACCUGUACCUGCACCUGAGUGCAAUGGGAAGAGCAGCGAGCCAGUCAAAGCAACCAAGAAGUUCUGCCCACCGGUGAAGGAGACGUGCAUUGCUUGUCUGAAAACUGUGUACCCGCUGGAGAGACUGGUGGCUCAUCAGCAUGUCUACCACAAAAGCUGCUUCCGCUGCGUUCACUGUAGCACAAAGCUAAGUCUUGGGAACUAUGCCUCUCUGCACGGUAACGUGUACUGCAAGCCCCAUUUCAGCCAGCUGUUUAAAGCCAAGGGCAACUAUGACGAGGGCUUCGGCUAUCGGCCUCACAAGGAGAUAUGGGAACCCCGAGCUGAGGGAGAUGAAGGUGAGGAACCGGUGAAGCCAAAAGAACCAGAGGCUCCAGCAGCAAUGACGCGUUCAGCUGAGAGUAUCUCAGACAAAGAGCCAACCCCAACUGCGGAAACAUCCCCGCCAGUCAAAGUUACAGACCUGACUGCCUUACUGGAGACACGUGUGCAGACACAUGUUAGCUCCGGUGAGAAACAUCAGUCUGCGGAGAAGCCAGCUGAGACACGCAGGCUGAGGAUCGCCUGGCCUCCUCCAGCUGGUGAGGGCCACUCUGGAACAGGAGCACUUAGUCCCGUCACAGAGGGAGCUGCUUCAGGCCGACCCUGGAGAGCCAAGUGGCCCCCAGAGGACGAUUUACCGUCAUCCUUCCAGAGCUCUGAGCGAGCUGAACUGAAGAGCCUGAGGAGGAGCUCUUCUCUGAAGGAGCGCAGUCGGCCUUUUACAAUCGCAGCUAAACCUGUCCCCACAACCGGUCCGGGGCCCAGGGAGCCUCGUCGCCCUCUCAAGUCCCUGCUGGAAUGGAGAAAAUCGCUGGAUGAAAAAAGCUCCUUUGAAGAACAACCCAAAGAAAACAAACCAGAGCUGGAGCAGGUGAAACAGCAAGAAAAGAAAGAGCAGGUGACACCUCAGACAGUGAGCGAAGACGCAGCAAGUCUAAGUGAGACCAUCUCAGAGGAGGAUGUGCAGACUGUGCCCGAGCAACGGGAAGAAAAAGAUGAGCAGAGAGGAAAUGCAGCGGCAGACAAGAUGGCCGUUGAAGAGGGCUCUCUCAGAAGCAUCUCCCCAGAUAUCUCGGCGUCCCCCUCACCACCGUUGCAGCCGAAACAGAACCGCACUUCCCAGGAUGUGGGCUUCUGGGAGGAGGACAAAGAAGGAAGUGAUGCUGAGGAGCUGAGCGCAGAGGAUAUAAUCAAGAGGAACCGCUACUAUGAGGAGGAGGACUCUGACUCAUAGGAACAUCUCAUGGUCAUGUUGGCACGUCAGUCCACCACUUAACACUUUCAGUUAGUUUCGUCAUCUCAGUUUAAUGGUAGAUUAUUAAUAUAGCUUUGCCAGAUUUUAUAGUCUUAAAGGAAAGAUGCAAAAAUGUGUAAUAGAUGCGUGUAUGUUCAUAUAUGUUACAAUAACUGCCUUUAAUUUCUUAAAUACAAAUGUUUGAUUUUUUUACAUUUUAAUUCAAUACUGUAAAAAUAUCUAAUACAGCUUUUAUAUGACUCCUGAUUAUACUGGAAGGUGGGCCUCUCUUAAAUUGAAUCAUUGCAUCUCUGGACCUCAUAUUUUGAUAAUUAUAUGCAUCCUACAUGGCAAAUUAUUUGUAGUUGGUGUGUUCAAAAACUUAAACCAACACAAUACUUAAUGUGACACUUUUAAAUUACAGCGCCAGCCUGCAGCAACCAAAACAGCCAUUAGUUUAUUUUUACCCAAACUAGAAUGCAUUAAAGACUUAAGUAUCUUAUUUUACCAAAAAGUCCACACAAACACGUUCUUUUUAAGAUAUUGCUGGAAAGCUAAUGUAUUAUUUAUGCAUUACCUCAAUUUAAAUUGUGAAUUAGAGGGAAAACAAAAUAAAAUAUAACCCAAGUAAGUAUGCUCUGGGUUAGAUUUUAGCAAGCACACAGGUUUCGUCUUCGCUCAGGGAUGGAGACGGCAUCAGCAUCUGUGCUCACUCGUGUCCAGCUGCCUUUGUACUGUAUCUCCUCUCAUGGGACUCUGUCGCUAUAAGAGGCAUUACAGUUAAAAUACUAUAAAGCAGAUGAUAUGCAGUUUACCGCUUUGACUGUUAUUAAGCUUUUACCUUUUCGGAACACCUGAAUAAUCAUAAUUACAAGUAAAUGGAGAUCUGUAAAUUUACAUUCAGAUCAGUCAGUGAGCUAUAAUAACACCAACCUGCAGGGGGCUCUGUGGUGUAAAAAAAUACAACUGGAGCUGUAAAGACAUAUUGCAAAGGGAAUCUCAAAAUCAUAGGUGGGGCUAUGUGAAGUCAUGUAGUGUCUGAUGGAAGUCAAAUUUCCCCUACUGUGGUUGUAUCAGGGAGAUAUGUUUAAAACAUUUCAAAAUGUUUUACCUUUGUGAAUUGAUCUGAAACCUCUGAAACUGAAAGAGUCGUCGUCAAGAUGCUCUGGAAAUGUUCUUGCCACUGUUACCUCAAUAAUUGAGAAGAUAUAAUUAACCAAAGUUUCUACUGACAGCUAUGUUUCCAGUCUGACAUCUCAGUAUAUAUCAUCGUUUUGGGCCUUCUGGAUUUCUAUUUAACAUUGUAAAAUGUGGUUUCCAGUUUGUAUUGUAUGUAAAACAAUUUGUAUUGUGAAAAGUGCCGAGGAAUAUAUGUUUGCACUGCAGAAGAUUUUUUAAAUAAUUUGUAUACUGACACGUUGCCCACUACAGUGUAAGUUGUUGUUGAAACACAUUAAAAUGUUUCAAUCAAGA
Molecule: messenger RNA, 3819 nt
Organism: Thunnus maccoyii (southern bluefin tuna)
Lineage: Eukaryota; Metazoa; Chordata; Actinopteri; Scombriformes; Scombridae
Product: LIM domain and actin-binding protein 1-like
Exons: 10
Coding region: 268-2346 (692 amino acids)
Biological process (GO): actin filament bundle assembly
Cellular component (GO): actin cytoskeleton; plasma membrane
Molecular function (GO): actin filament binding
Source: RefSeq, a predicted model, not a curated record